Messenger RNA from Vicia villosa (hairy vetch), 2337 nucleotides. RefSeq lists its product as uncharacterized. Gene Ontology annotation, molecular function: RNA-DNA hybrid ribonuclease activity; nucleic acid binding. The record is from RefSeq and is a predicted model, not a curated record. The transcript has a single exon. Lineage: Eukaryota; Viridiplantae; Streptophyta; Magnoliopsida; Fabales; Fabaceae. Bases 1 to 2337 code for a protein of 778 amino acids.
AUGUCAAAAGCUUACGACCGUUUGGAGUGGGGAUUCAUUACUGAAGUAUUGUCGUCCAUGGGGUUUCCGUGCCAAAUGGUUUCCCUUAUUAGCAAAUGCAUUUCCUCGGUUUCCUACAGUGUGUUGAUCAAUGGGCAACCAAGCAAAGUAUUCUCUCCCGAGAGGGGACUCCGACAAGGGGAUCCUCUCUCACCUUACCUCUUUAUUUUGUGUGCUGACGUUCUUUCAGGGCUCUUGAAGAAGGAGGCUCAAUCCAAAAACAUCCACGGGAUCAGUGUGGCGAGGAAGGCUCUUGUCAUAACUCACUUGUUUUUUGCAGAUGACAGUCUGCUGUUUGCAAGAGCAAAUAACAAGGAAGCUGGUCAGAUCCUGGAAAUUCUGCAGAGGUAUCAAUGUUCGUCUGGCCAAAUGGUAAACCUGGAAAAAUCGGAGGUGUCGUUCAGUCGAAACGUGUGUGAAGCUGAUGCAAAUUCGAUCCGUACAAGGAUGGGGGUAAAGACAGUUGCGAACCACUCCAAAUAUCUAGGCUUGCCGGUUGUAUUCGGAAGAUCGAAAAUAGAAGUUUUUGGCAUGGUCAUUGACAGAGUUUGGAAAAAUCUUAAAGGGUGGAAAGAGCGAUUUCUAUCUAGAGCCGGGAAGGAAGUCUUAAUAAAAGCUGUGGCUCAAGCAAUCCCCACUUAUAUUAUGAGUUGCUAUAAGCUACCGGAAACUACGUGCCAUGAAAUUGAAACUCUGUUAGCGAAAUUCUGGUGGGGAUCGCGUGAUGGCGAAAGGAAAGUUCACUGGUUGAGUUGGGAGAAGCUGGCCCGAGCAAAAGGAGUCGGGGGUUUAGGUUUUCGUGGUGUUAGUGGUUUUAAUACUAGUCUUCUUGGUAAACAUUAUUGGAGAUUGAUGUGUGACGAUCAGUCUUUGGUCAGCAGAGUUUUCAAAGGGAGAUAUUAUCCAAGGAGCUCGAUUGAGGAAAGUUCUACUGGCUAUGCUCCCAGCUAUGCUUGGAGGAGCAUUCUGAGCGCGAGAGAAUUGAUUCAUAAAGGCUCCCGCUGGAGAAUCGGAGACGGAGAAAGAGUUCGGAUAUGGCAAGAUAGGUGGAUUCCGGAUGUGGCCGGCUUUAAGUUGCUGGAAACUGUGAGAUUAUUGGACAAGGAGGCAAAAUUUAAGGAGCUAAUUGACAAGGACUUAGGGUGCUGGAAGAAAGAUUUGAUCAGUUCAAUUGCUGAUCCACUCGAAGCUGGGCAAAUAGAAAGCAUUCCUCUCUCCCUCAGGCGCACUGAAGACAAACUGAUAUGGCAUUCCGAAAGAAACGGCGAGUAUUCUGUCCGAAGCGCAUAUCACCUUUGUACCCAAUACAAGCAAGCUAAAUCUCCAGGACCUUCUAACAUUAGCAGCCAACAAUUGUGGAAAGAUAUUCGGAAGGCCCCGAUACACAAUAUAGUUCGGAAUUUUUUGUGGAGGUUAGCAAAAAAUAUUCUCCCCACAAGGGUGAGCUUAUCCAAGAAGGGCAUUAACCUUGAUGAUAUCUGCCCCCUCUGCCUCUCUCUUCCUGAGUCAGCUCAACAUUUAUUCCUCAACUGCGAGUUCUCGCGGCUCGUAUUCUUCUCCUCCACCCUCUGCUACCGAGUCCCACCUGAAACAGAUAUUUGUAAUUGGCUGUCCGAGGUGCUGUCUUGUGGGGAUACUCUAUGUAUUCAAAUGAUUUGCUACCUGGCCUACAAGAUAUGGUGUGCUCGAAAUGAUCUCUUAUUCAAGCAAAAGACAGUGGACCCCCGAGCCGUGGCUGAGUUAGCGUUUGCCAAUGUGUGCGAGUUUAACAUGUGUAAUCCGGAGAUUGGAGCAAAGAGAUCAAGUCCUGUGCAGCCUACUCAAGUUUCUCUGCCAAAAGAUUGUCUUUUCUUGCAGGUUGAUGCAGGCGUUUCCACGGAUGGUGUGGUGGCUUUCGGCUGUGUUUUGAAGAAACAUAACAUGUCUAUUGACCUUGUAGCCAGUAAAAGAGAGAAUUUCCAGGCCGCGCCGAUGGUAGCAGAAAUCUUAGCCAUUCGCUGGAGUCUUCAACUAGCAAAAGAGCUGGAGCUGAAUCGCCUCAUCAUACAGUCUGACGCCCCCACUGCUGUUGACUGUAUCAACGGUGUCGCAAAGGAUGCGGUUUUGGAGCCUAUAGCAGCUGACUGUCGGUUUUUGCUUAACAGUUUUUCUUGUACUUCUGUUAUGUAUAUUAGGAGAAAUGAGAAUGUAGAUGCUCACAAUGUAGCUAGGCUUGGAAAACUCCUUGGCUCAAGAACUUGGUUAAAUGGUUAUCCUGCUGAGGAGACAAUCAUGAACUUUUAUAAUCUCUCUGUUUAA